Molecule: messenger RNA, 8245 nt
Organism: Pogona vitticeps (central bearded dragon)
Lineage: Eukaryota; Metazoa; Chordata; Lepidosauria; Squamata; Agamidae
Gene: WIZ
Product: WIZ zinc finger
Biological process (GO): regulation of transcription by RNA polymerase II
Cellular component (GO): nucleus
Molecular function (GO): DNA-binding transcription factor activity, RNA polymerase II-specific; RNA polymerase II cis-regulatory region sequence-specific DNA binding
Source: RefSeq, a predicted model, not a curated record
UUGUUUCGUUUCGUUUCUUUGGGUAUUGCCUCAUAUGCUUGCACAGACUGACAGGGCGACCUUUUCCAAAGCUAUUUGAGGUGCGCGCUUCUUGAUGUGUCGUGUAAUAACAGCAAGUGACACCGACUAGAAUGUUUUAGUCAGGCUGUACGUUUCCGUCACUUCAUAGGAAACGGUGUGGAAAGAUGAACCUCUUAAGGCGUAACUCCUUGGAAGUGGGGCAAGUGUUGUCUCCCCCGCCCCGCCCGUUCGCCUGGUUGCCUUUUACUUUUGCACCACACAAGGCUGGCUCCACCCCCAGGUUUAUUUUACAGGGACAGGGGGCCACUACGGGAGAAGCCACAUUGCCACCACUUGGGAGCGUCGUUUGGGCCACGACCAUUGCCAGUUAGGCAAGUACCGAUCCUUCGCUUCCGGAUUGCAAGACUUCCCUCAACAUGGUGCCUCAGGCCCUUCGCCCAGCCAUGACGUCACCUGCCAAGAAACGAGUAGGUUGUCUGAUAGUGAUUAUUCCAAAUCUACCAAAGCCUUGAUGUUUGGCUUGUGACAUCAACCCAGGAGAAUCCACAAGGAAUGGAGAAAGUCGUUCCCACUGCUUCAUCAAAACGACAGAAGGAGCAUGAGGAUGAUAGAGAAAAAACUGUGCUGAUGACCCUGGUGUCAAAUAAAGAGGAUCUUUCUGCCCUUGAGCAACUCCAAGGUGAAGAGAUAAUAGCUGCCUGUUUGAAAGAUGCAAACCCAUCUCUUGAUAGUGUGGCUCUAUCAGGAAUGUCGAAUGAAGGGAGGAGUGUUCUCAAGGAGACAAUCCCGAGUUCUUUAGAGAAAUUAGAAGCAAUGAAUAGAGAGGGGAAAGUGACUGAUGGGAUAUGUAACCGUAAAGAGGGUCCCUGCUUUUUGUCACUGUUUACUCACCAAGACGCAGAUGAUGCUUUGGAAGCCUGUGAUUUGACAGAUGAGCCUCAUCAUUCUCCUCGUGUCUCCAUCACAGGUCGGAGGAAGAAAAUUUACAGCAAGACUGAAGACUGUUUAAAAUUCAGGAAAGGCUCUUAUAAAGCAGAUUUGCGGGGAUCAACAGAUGAAAAAAGCACGACUGUUUUGUGGGACUGCUAUAACCAGGAGACAAUGGGCAGUGUCUCUAAAGAAGAAAGCACUUUAGAAAGACUCCCUGGUCUGAAGGAUUCAGUAAGCUCUCAGGAAGUAGCACCGCAAAAUCCUUCUUACCCAAAGGAGACCACUUCUGCAAUGGAAUCUAAUAUUACAAGAACUGUGCAAAUGAAUACUGGUGAGCUAGAAGGGGAGACUGAGCACUUAGACAUUGGCAAGGCGACAGCAGAAGCUUCUCCACCACUUGCUGGAGCACAAAAUAUUAGUGGAGAUGAAAGAUACCAUAGCAAUGAACCAAAGCAGCUAAAAGCCUUCAGUAAAGAGCACUUAGAAGGAGGGCAGGAGUUGGAUAAGAAGGGCUUUCAGAGGUAUGAUUGGCUUUCUGAGCACAAUGAAGGACUUUGGCCUCCUCACAGAAGCAUAAAUAAGCCAGCAGAUGUAGCAGCAAAUCUGUCUGUGAGGGGACAGUCUACACGAGAAACUGCUCUGUUGGCUCUCCCGGUAUUUAGAAAAACCUUAAAUCCUCAUUCAAGUAAAGCAAAGACUGUUGAGAGUGCACUCUUUUUCAGGAAGGGAAGGGCUUUGGACUCUGAUUUAGAUGAAGUAAGUUCUGUUAACACAACUAAGUGGGCAUUACAAAAAUCAGGGGUUCAGACAGCUAUAGACCUGGCUGUCCGUAAACAUGCUUGGAUCAAUAGUGGCAGAGAUACUAUGGAGUGUGUUCCUCUGAGGUCUGCAGAAUCUCUUUCCUGCAGCACCUGUGAUGAGACAAGGCCAUAUACAUGCAAUGCUGUGCUAGAGGAGCAGGGAAAAGAUGAUGUAGGUCAGGAAGAGGGGCCAACUGUAUACACAUGCAUUGAGUGUAGCAUUUAUUUUAAGAUGAAGGAACAUUUGAUGGAUCACAUGCUUCAGCAUAACAGGGGACUAGGGCUGGAUCAAGGCAGAGAAGGAACAGGAGAUCAGUGUCAACUAACCUGUAAUGAAUGUGGAUGGGCAUUUGGGGACACUGGUUCUUUAGAUCAGCACAGAAGACUCCACCAAGAGUCAAGAGAAAAAAUCAUUGAGGAAAUCCAGAAACUCAAUGAGUUCCCAGAUGAAGGCCGUGACGCCAGGCUGCAGUGCCCAAAAUGUGUAUUCGGAACUAACUCCUCUAAGGUGUUUGUCCAGCAUGCAAAAAUGCAUGUCAGGGAGAGGAAAGAUCAAGGCCUGAAGAAUGUGAACUUGUUUGGCAGUUCUGGUGGUAAUGAACCACGGGAUGGCUCUAUGCACAAUGUAUACAGACACUUCAGGGCUCAUGAGGAUGUACCUCACAUGGCAAAUGCGUGUAGCAGCAGCAAAAGUCAGAGCACUUGCAUGCUUUGCAACUUUCCUGCCCCAAAUGAAAAUAUUUUAAAAGAACACAUGAAAUAUGUGCAUUCCCACUUGUCCUGGAACACAGAGACUUUUGAAGGAGACAUGAACCAGCCUGGAACUAGCAGGGAUGCCUACAGCCCUAACAGAUCACGCAGAUUUUCAGAAAGUGAUUAUUUGAACAAAGCCAAUAGACCUUUUCCCCAAUCUCACUGUGAGAAUUCUUCCCAUUAUAACCCUCUCCCUGGCUUUACAGGGGGCCAACAGAGACUUAAUAAAAGUGAUAGCACUAACAAAAAAGAAAUCCCAAUGCCUGGUUUCCGGGCUAGGAAACGAGCUCCUUACAGCUCCUCAGAUAAGAUUUUGUCCACUUUUACCUCAGCAAAACCUUAUUCUCCCCAUGUUCUGACACAAAUUAGGAAUAAAAGCACAGCACUGCCAUUUGAGACUGAGAGAGAGAAUGCCAAAAGCCACUCAGGUGGGCUGGAAGAAGUCUGCCACAAAUGGUUACCCAUAAGUGAUAACAUGAGUAUGGAAGAAGAAUUCCCUUUAGCAACAGAAAUAGAGUUAACAGAAAAUAGAUACUUCCAGCCCUUUGUGAUUCCUCAACCUGCCUUGGACCUCAAGAGGACCUUCAGAGGCACUUUGAAGGCAACUGAUUAUUCAGUAGCGUCCGCCGGACAGCAGCAUCAGUUACGUCAGAUGGUUCCUAUCGUUCUUGUGGAAGAGCUGAAUCUUUAUCCCAGAAAAGUGAAACGGCCCAAGAUGAACAUGUUAAAGAAAAAGAUGUCGCCUUCUUCCCGAGAGUUUGGAAUGGAUGAGUCCCUUCCCCUAAGUGUCUUCCUAUUAGAUUCCUCUCUAGAAGGAUCAUUUGAACUGGAUGAUCUUCUGAAUGCAGAUUCGUCAAUGCUGAAGAAUGAGGAGAGGAAAUGCCCAUACUGUCCUGACAGGUUCCACAAUGGAAUUGGCCUAGCCAAUCACGUGCGGGGCCACCUGAACAGGGUGGGUGUGAGCUACAAUGUCCGUCACUUCAUCUCUGCAGAAGAAGUGAAAGCUAUUGAGCAAAAAUUUUCCUUCCAAAAGAAGAAGAAAAAAGGUAUUGCAAAUUUUGAUCCAAGUACUUUCAGUUUAAUGAGAUGUGAAUUCUGUGGGGCUGGCUUUGACACGCGUGCAGGCCUGUCCAGUCAUGCCAGGGCCCACUUGAGGGAUUUUGGUAUCACCAACUGGGAGCUUACCAUUUCACCAAUUAACAUUUUGAAGGAGCUUCUGGCCAAUUCUUCAGAAUACCCUGUGCUUCAGUCUGCACUAGGGACAGAUCCUUCAUCUCCAGAUCGAGAGAGAGAGAUGCUUGGCUUUGGACCCUGCAAAAACACAACCACCAUCUCUGAGUGCAGCAUUUCACAAUCUCCUUUCUCCCCCUUCCCUUCUUCAUGGGGAGAUGAGCCCAUGCAGUCCUUCAGAGAUGUUACGGCCUCUGAGGAGGAAGAGAUCGUUACUGCAGAUUUGGGAUCACCACCACUCCAAAAGAACAAUUCUCUGGCUGGGUCAUUAGACCAAAUUCCAAAUAGGAUAGGGGGCUCACUUUCUCCAGAACCUUCCAGCAAUAGGACAGACUCCCAGGAUGCCAAAACACCAAACCUCACGACAUGUGAGGUCUGUGGCGCCUGCUUCGAGACGCGCAAGGGCCUGUCCAGCCAUGCCCGUUCUCACUUACGUCAGCUUGGUGUGGCUGAGUCUGAGAGCAGUGGAGCCCCCAUCGACUUACUGUACGAACUGAUGAAACAGAAGGGCAAAGUGGACAGCGAUCCCAUCUCUCCAAGUCUUAGCAAAAAAUCUGCUUCUCCCAAAGAAGGGACUGCAGGGUCCUCACAGCCAACACUGCUGCCUCUCAACAAAGCUACAGAACGGUCACAAGAGCCAUCUAUAAACAAAGCAAUCAAAUCCCCACCAGGUUUCACCCCCAAGAAUGUUGUCCAGCCAGGAUCUCCCAUACUCAAGAAAGUGACACCUGCUCUGCCUGGUUCUCCUCUGCCAAAGAACCCUGAAGAUAAAAGCCCCAAGCUACCGCUCAGCCCUCUGCAAAGUUCUCCUAAAGCACAGUGGUCACAGCCGGAGGAAGAAGGCCCCUUAAAUCUAACUAUAGAUAGUGAUUCGGGCAGAGAAAUUGACUGCCAGUUAUGUGGUGCCUGGUUUGAAACCAGAAAGGGGCUGUCGAGUCACGCUAGAGCCCACCUGAGACACCUGGGAGUGAGCGAUCCAGAUGCUAAAGGAUCUCCUAUUGAUGUUUUAAAUGAGCUCAUCAAAAAUGAAGACUUCAAAGGCCGUCUUUCCUCUCUCCUUCCUAGUGAGGGAGAAUCGUUAGGGGAAAUUGGGAGCUCUAAUGGACCCAGCCCAAAGAGCACAACUACAACAGCGCCUGCCACAGGCAUGAAACAAGCACAUUCACCAAGGCCUUUGGGCAAACAGCCAUCUGUACUCUCACCUCACUCCCCUCCACCAUCUAAGAAACUGAAGCCACAUGGCCACAAGCUGUCAGCUAUGGCCAAUCUGCAGAGGAAACAGGGUCUUUCUUCCAGUGCGUACUGGGCAUCAGACGUUGAGAUGGCUCCACUCAAUCUUUCUUCUGGAGCAGAACCUGUACGCGACAUCAGGUGUGAGUUCUGUGGUGAAUAUUUUGAGAACCGGAAAGGGCUUUCCAGUCAUGCCAGGUCACAUCUGCGCCAGAUGGGAGUGACUGAGUGGUAUGUGAAUGGUUCUCCCAUUGAUACACUCCGAGAAAUCUUGAAACGGCGAGCUCAGCCCAGGACCAGUGCCUCCAGUUCUCCAGGACAGGGUCAGAAAUCUCUUGCCCCAUCUGUUCUUGGAGGUUCUCUGGAGCCCCGCAGUGCAGGGGAGGGCCACAUGUCUGUAAUCCCAAAGAAGGUGCAACCUCCAGGGAGCCCUAUGGGGCAUUCGCCUACCUCUUCACCUCCCCCAACUGCCAGAAAAAUAUUCUCGGGGCUUCCUUCUCCUUCUCUUCAUAAGAGACUGAAGCAAGACCAAUUACGAAUGGAAAUCAAGCGGGAAAUGAUGUCUGGGGGUCUUCAUAAUGAAUCACAUCUGUCUGACAGAGCUUGGUCACCACGAGAGGAGAUGUCUCCACUCAAUCUCUCCUCUCGUGCAGACCCUGUGCGAGAUAUUAGAUGUGAGUUUUGUGGAGAAUUUUUUGAGAACCGGAAGGGGCUUUCUAGCCAUGCCAGGUCUCACUUGCGCCAGAUGGGAGUGACUGAAUGGUCAGUCAAUGGCUCCCCCAUUGACACACUACGGGAAAUCAUUAAGAAAAAGAACAAGCCAUGUGUAAUAAAGAAAGAGCCAAGCACACUGAGCAUUGAGCUUCCAAAGCCCAUAGGAGAAGAUGGAGCUGGUCCAAAAUCCCCAGGGAAAAUGUUGCAGUCCAUUGCCUUGUCCCCGCUGGGCGGGAGGACUGGAAAACCAAAUGUCGGUCGGGAGGUCUCUCUAUCACCACUCAAAUCACAGGAGGCAUUCUUGGCACCACUCCCCACUAAACGCCCAUUAUCAGAUGAGCGGCUGAGUGGCCACAGUGAAGUGAAACAGAAAACCUACAUCCAGACUGAAUUGCCGUAUAAAGCCAAGCAUGUGCAUGAAAAGCCCACGCAUACAUCCAGCGAAGCCUGCUGUGAACUGUGCGGCCUCUACUUUGAGAAUCGCAAGGCGCUGGCCAGCCACGCUCGUGCACAUCUCAGACAGUUUGGCGUCACUGAAUGGUGUGUGAACGGUUCCCCCAUCGAGACUUUGAGUGAGUGGAUCAAGCAUCGCCCCCAGAAAGCUGGAGCCUAUCGCAGCUACAUCCAAGGUGGGCGGCCUUUCACUAAGAAGUUUCGCAAUGCCUCUCAUGUGCGUGACACUGAUGCCUCUGGAAAGAGGGCUCCUCUUGGCCUGCAGGCAGGCAGCCCUUCACUGGUGAGCAGAAGCCUAGGUGCAGAGAUGAUGCCCAGCGAGCCCAGCAAAGCUGUGGAUGGUGGCGGCGGUGAUGAGCGGCCUGCAGUCACAUCGCCCCUAUCGGUGGUAAAGGUGGAGGAGCAGCAGCAACACAACAUCAACAAGUUCGAACGGAGGCAGGCCAAGCCUGUUGAGGCUGCUGUACCCCGAGAAGAGGAGACCAAUGAUUUGCAGCAGAAAACAGAAGAGGUCCGCCAGCCACCUCCCAGAGUGAGACCAGUGCCCUCCUUGGUUCCUAGGCCACCCCAGACAUCUUUGGUGAAGUUUGUGGGAAACAUCUACACACUAAAAUGCAGGUUUUGUGAAGUGGAGUUCCAAGGGCCCCUCUCCAUCCAAGAGGAAUGGGUGCGGCAUCUCCAGCGCCACAUCUUGGAGACUAACUUCUCCAAGGCAGAUGGCUUACGAAGUGGAACCGAUGUGCCUACAGCACCACCUGUAGCUGAGGCUCAGUAGCAAAGCUCUUAGGAAAUACCAGCAUUCCAGGGUUUUUCCCCUUACUUUUCUAAAUGAACAAGAUUAAUGGUUGACAAAUAGGGGCAAAAGCAGUAUUUGACCUCCUGGGUUCCACAGCUUCACUUCAGAGGCCAAGAGUCUGUAGACUGACUUGGAUUUUAGUGGGUUUGGAGAAAAAUCCCAGAAUUUGAGCACUAACUGAACCAUGCUGUUUUUGUUGGAGAUGCUCCUUAUUGAUGGCAGUGGUAUUCUAGACUGGAGUUUGCUUGUUUGCAUUCUGUCUGCACAGAAGGGAGGAUGUGGAUCAAAUAAAACAGGAGUUUCUUUAUCCUUCCAGUGAACACAGGUUUCUCCAAAGACCUCCUUUCAUUACAGAGAGGAAGCAUGCACUUGCUCUGUUGCAGUUCAGAUGGUUGGGGAUGUGACGAUGAGAGUCUUGAAAAUGAGGUUCCAGUGAAAGUUGUGAACAUGAGUAUCUGUUUAAACCCAAGCAUAAAUGAGUUGGAAGCUGAAUGCAGAGCUCUUUUGCUCUGUGGGAAAGCUGUUGGUUCUGUUUGUGAUCCUAGAGUUAAUGUAUGUUUGACUCCUUAGGUAACAAGUCCUUAGUUUCUGUAGACGUUGGGUACUGUUGUGCAUGUUCAUGUCCCCUAACUUUGUCUACUGGGGUCUCAGUCCCACCGAAGUUAAAUGGGAAGCCAUGAACUCCUUGACCAUAAACAUUUCCCUAUUUGCUCAACGUCUGAUAUCAGUUGAUUAGCCCUGUCCAUUUUCAUGUGGGACCCUUUAUGUAGGGAAUCUAGCUCUGCCUAUUAAGGCAAUGAGAUUGUGGCAGAAGAACAGGAGUCUUUUCUAGCUUUAGAACUGAGCUGAAGAAUUGCUAGUGAUUUACUAGCCAUUCUUUACAGAUUUACAAACUCUGCCUGAAAACAGGAGUGACUUGUCUGUUUACCCACCUCUGGAUAAGCAAAUCCUUUCCAAGAGUACAUGAUAUGCUGGGGGCAGCAGGGUCUCUGGACUUCUUGGUAGUGGGGUUCUAAGUUUCUCCUCUCUAGCAGAACUUGGUGCGGUUCCCAAGUCAGCAACAGUAAGUCGUAUUGGAAUUUCUGCUCUCCCUGUUCUGUUGGUUACUGUUGCUGUACUCUCUCUCUCUCUUCAUAGAACCUCAACUUUUUAAACUCUAGUUUUGUGUAAAAAUGGCAAGCGUUCGUUUUUAUUUGGAACCCAGGCAGAGCAGAGCCUGGAGGGAAAUUACCUUUUAACUUUUUCAACUGGCAUAUUCUGGUUAUUAUUGUACCUAGGAAUAUGUAUACUAGAUUAAACUUCUGUUCUGGAAACAAUA